Messenger RNA from Larimichthys crocea (large yellow croaker), 2793 nucleotides. Its product is annotated as histone-lysine N-methyltransferase SETD1A. Gene Ontology annotation, biological process: protein linear deubiquitination. The coding region runs from base 374 to 2596 and encodes 740 amino acids. Lineage: Eukaryota; Metazoa; Chordata; Actinopteri; Sciaenidae. The transcript is spliced from 11 exons. Gene Ontology annotation, cellular component: cytoplasm. The record is from RefSeq and is a predicted model, not a curated record. Gene Ontology annotation, molecular function: cysteine-type deubiquitinase activity.
GAAAGAAGAAGAAGUAACGUGGAGUCUCGGGUUUCCGAGCUGCACUCGAACGCAGCAACACACACACGAGCAUGACGUCAUGCGCUCGGACCGUGCCGUGACCUGCUGCUCCGUCUCGUGCUAAAAAAAAAAAAAAAAAAAAAAAAAAAGAGGGGGUGGGGGGGGGCUCGCACCAACAGAUGUUCCGCGUGCAAACACGGUGAGUACCCGUUGUAUCCGUGACAUGCACCGCGAGGAACGAGCGACGAUCCGCAGCAGCAGCAGCAGCUUGACCCUCGUCGUCAUGGCCUCCUGAGAUCUUCAGGCUCCGGCGACUCGUCCAGAGGUUCACCGUUCAAGCCUUACAAACCCCCCCAGAGCAAAGAGGGGACAGAUGGGGAGCUGUUGCUGUCACACUGAAAGUCCCUGUGGCAGCGUAGAGGAACGAAGUGGUUUGCUGAAAAAUGACUCGAAGACCACGGCGGCCACGGGUGAACCGGGCACGACGGGCACUUGUGGUCCUGAAGGAGACGAUGACAAAGGGAAAACGUCAGAUGAGGCCAAUAUAAAGGCGGAGGUGAAGGCUGAGGUGACACAGAUUCCUGAGGUUGGAGAGACGGAGCCCAAAAACACUCAGGAGAAUGGACCCUCGCCGGACGUGGUCGUACAAACAGGAAAGACUACUCCCAGGAAACUCGAAGAAAACUCCACCCGAGCACAAGAUGAAGACGUGAAGGACGGUCCAGCAGACAGUGGACGAGCUGAGCUUCUCAACUGCACUUUAAACUCCCCGCAGAGCGAUCAUGCCGCGGCUGGUUGGGAGGUUUUUACACCAGAAGAAGAAGAAAAACCAGCUGUGCCGCAGGACAAAAUCCCUGAUAGCAGCUCGGUAAAUCCCAAGGUUUGCUGUGAGAACCAACCUGAGACAAACACAACAAGAGAGCGUGUCACACUGGCCACUGCUCAUGAUAGUGAAGAGGAAGAAGGCUCCAAGGCCGUUGACAACGCUGCAGCCGAGCCAUCGGGGGAGUUUUCUCAAAAUAAGGAAGUAUUAUCUGUCCCAAACACUCAGCCAACUGCAGCAGCUUAUCAACCGUCGUCGGAGAUCGACAGAGAGUCUCCGAGCUGUGCUGUGACCGACGAUUCAGACAACGGGAGUCCUCCAGUGUGCAGAGAGGCCUCUCCUGAAGUCACGAGAAGCCAUGAUGUCUCAGAGUCUUCUCCUGGAUCGGAGCCCACAGGACUCAACCACAGCGCUGAGGAACGAGACUCCGCCAACUGUGUGGACGAGCCAGAGACCGCAGCUCUGGCAGACAUGAGCGAGAGCUCAAAGCCCGAUCAGGAUGCAAAGCCAGAUCUUGAGUGUGCAACUCCAAGCUCGAAGGAGGUCACCUCCUCGGAGAACAUCAAACAGGUUAUCAGGGAGGAAACGAUGCAAAAAGGACAGGAUGAAGAUGUUCCCAGAGCGGAGGAGAACAACGAGACGAGGCAGGAGGUGGAGAUCGCUCCCGAAGAGGUCGAGACUCCCAAAGAGGCUGAGAAAGACGCUGAGAUUCAGGAGCUAGCUGGGAAAGAGGAGCAGCUGGCAGGGAGCUCAUCCACUGAUGUCGAGGCUGAUGGGCUAUGUCUGACAAAGAAGGAAGACUCGGCUGAAGACGGCCUCGGGAACAGUGAAGAAGAUUUGUACAGAGGAGCCGAGGAGCUGUCAGCAUCACAGGAAAACAAAGCAGGACCGCCAGCUGUGUUGGAAACCUCACUUUUAAAGGUGGAGGACAGAUGCAGCUUGGCCCCGGCGAUGGAUAUUCUGUCGUACAGCGAGAGAGAGUGGAAAGGAAAUACUGCCAAAAGUGCUCUCAUCAGAAAGGGUUAUAAAGAGAUGUCCCAGAGGUUUGGCAGAUUGAGGAGAGUGAGGGGGGACAACUACUGUGCCCUCAGAGCAACACUGUUCCAGGUGCUCUCGCACAGCACCCAGCUGCCCGUAUGGCUGCAGGAGGAGGACAUUACUAUGCUGCCGAAACAACUUGAGGCCCAGGAAGGUCUGAUAAGUCAUUGGAUGUUUCCUGGAGAUUGCCUGCAGGGAGAUGGGACAGGAGACGCCGCUCUGCAGCUUAAAGGCUACAUGGAGCUCCUCCGGAAUAAGUGGCAGGCGGCGGUGGACUGCUCCUCGGCGGCCGAGCGGCAGCAGCAGUGCGAGCGAGUGUUUCAGGGAGGAGAAGACGAGCUGGGCCUGCUGGAGGCGCUCAAGCUGCUGAUGCUGGGCAGAGCGGUGGAGCUGCACGGCUGCAUGCAGGCCGGCGGAGACGUCCCGCUCUUCUGCUGGCUGCUGUUUGCGCGCGAUUCAUCCGACUGCCCGCGCUCCUUCCUCUCCAACCACCUCAGCCACGUGGGCCUCAGCGCCGGGCUGGAGCAGGUGGAGAUGUUCCUGCUGGGCUACGCCUUGCAGUGCACCAUUCAAGUUUACAGACUGUACAAGGCUGACACGGAGGAGUUUGUCACCUACUACCCAGACGACCAUAAGGACGACUGGCCGUCCGUGUGCCUCGUCACGGAGGAUGACCGCCACUACAAUGUGCCAGUCGUAGAAGCUGCAGAACUGAAGGAGCUGAACUCGAGCUGAUCGCCACUGCAGAGAAAUCUCCUGCCAUACAAACAAAACACUCCUCAGGUUGAUCAAGAUGAACAGAUUUACGCCAACUAAAAGGAAUAGUUUGACAUUUUGGGGGUCGCUUUCUGUGCUGUGAGUUAGACGAGAAGAUCGGUGCCACUCGUGUAAAGCGACCACGAUCAGUUUAAGCUCUCACUGUGGCUUGUUUA